UCUCGCAAAGGAUGCCUUAGCUGCAAGAAGUUGAAAAUCAAAUGUGACGAGGCAAAACCUUGCUGUGAAUACUGUUCCCACACAGGUCGGGUUUGUGUUUAUCCUGACCAAAGAAUUUCGUACAAAGCGUCAAUCAAUAGCGAAAUCAAGGAUUGUACUGAUAAAGACCCGGCGGCGGGUCACGUGCUCCGCCCGAGGCCGUACAACCUGGCCGUCACGCAGUUGCAAAUGACCCGCUUCGAGCUCCGGCUCCUCCACUUGUUCCACGACCAAUGUGUGCCGUACGUGACGUUCCAGGCCAACAAACAUACACACCGGAUUUGGCGGCACGUGUUUCCAAAACACUUUGCCUCGCUGGACUUGGUCCGGCAGUCCACGUACGCCAUGGCCUGUCUAUAUCUAUGGCCCAUGGCCAACUUGCAGACGCUUCUCCAAGCUGACCAGCAAGAAAGCCCCGGCCAGACUGGGUCUCUAGAAGACCUGCUGUUUACACAUGUCUUUGAGGGAGUGUCUGUGUUUGAAGACUCGGCCCAUAGCAUUUUUCGGAAGACCGCCUCCUACUUCAUCUCGUCUCUCCAGUCGUCGCAGCUUUUCCUCGCCGAAAAACAGCAUGGCCUCGACUACGAUGACUUUGCUGCUCUCUACUUCUCGGGGUACUUGAUUUUUGCCUACGUGGGCGUGCACCCACACUGUGUGUUGCCUCUUCUAGAGGACGGGACAGAGUGUCCAUUGGACUACAUUGGCUUUUUUGCCAGCUUGCACCGACUUUUCUCCACCGCCCCGCUGAAAAUACGCGAUCGUCUUGUCGACACCCUCGUCGAAUACAGCAUCUGGACCCCAACUGCCGCCUCACAAAAAAUCGGGCUUGUGGAGACUCUCCGCUUCCAGCUCCCAGAAUUCCAUUUUGCCAAUGCUACCUUUGGCGAAAUAGGGCCCCAGAUGUGCCUUGAAAACGAGACAUUGGAGAAAACACUCUAUCUAUUUGAAUCCUGCUACUUCUCGGCGAUCCGAGAGGGCCACCCCACGCCGCUUUUCAAGUUCUUGGUGUUACUCGGCGAGGACUUCAUCAACUUGGCCCGACUGCGAAAUUACUUUGCUCUCCGGAUCUUGUUCACGUUCAGCUGCGUCUCGAUA
Messenger RNA from Metschnikowia bicuspidata var. bicuspidata NRRL YB-4993, 1134 nucleotides. Its product is annotated as Zn(II)2Cys6 transcription factor domain-containing protein. Lineage: Eukaryota; Fungi; Ascomycota; Pichiomycetes; Serinales; Metschnikowiaceae. Gene Ontology annotation, molecular function: DNA-binding transcription activator activity, RNA polymerase II-specific; zinc ion binding. The record is from RefSeq and is a predicted model, not a curated record. The transcript is spliced from 3 exons. The annotation marks the transcript as partial. Gene Ontology annotation, biological process: regulation of transcription by RNA polymerase II.